AUGGACUCUUCACCUUCCGCGAUGACGGAGCUUGAGCUGUCACUCGCCGAGGAGGAGGAGGAGAGCAGCGACGAGGAGGAGGAGCAGCGCGAAGAGGGCGAGCGCUACCUCACGGAGGGCGCUCUCCAUGCCCUCGUACGCCUGGACUGGGCCACACUCGCCGGCCACGUGAGCAGGGAGCCUCGCGCCGAUCGGGCCGAGGCGAGCGUGGACGGCGACGACGGGCAGGCGCGCCUCUACACGGCGCGCCAAAUGCGGCACGCCUGGGCGGUGCUCACGGCGCCGGUCCGGGCGAUGCCGGGCACGAAGGGGGCCGCGGCUGCGCCGAAGAACCCGUACCUGCCGACAUGGUACACGGUCGAGGACGACAUCCUCGUCAGUCUCAUCGACGCGCUGCUGGCGCCGCCUUGCCUGCAGCUGGAGCCGCGCCCGCCGGUCAAGUCCGCCCAGGACGUCGACUGGCAGGAGAUCGCGGACAGGCUGAACGGCCAGGUGGCUCGGCAGCUCAAGGAGUGGGGUCUCGACGGGCAGCACCCGCCGCGGUCCGCCGCGGCCGUGCGCGAGCGCGUGUGUUGCGCCUUGGACGUGACGUACCACUGGCUCGCGCACGACCGGGCCCGCGCGAACCAGUUCUCCGGACCGGUGGAAGGCAACGCGCAAGGCGCCCGGAGGAGGCAGCCGGGCUGCUUCGACAAGCCAGACGGCGGGAAACUGCGCGCGGCCGCCUUCGCGGCCGGGAAGGACAAGGAGAAGCUCAACAAAUUGGCGCGCAAGAACAAGAGGAAGCUUGACGAGAUGCGCAAGCAGGACGUGGAGAACGGCAGGAAAGACAGGGCGGAGUCGAACCUGGCGGCGGGGUGGUCGAGGAGGGGAGAGCAGGAUGCGUGGCCGGACGAGCAGCGCGAAGCCUUCAUGGCGCUCAUGGUCGCGAAGCUCAAGGCCCGCCCCCCCCCCGAGGGCCGGCCGGAGGCGCUGGCGCCAGUGUUCGAGGAUGUCGCCGCGGAGCUCAACCGGCGGUUCGGAACCAAUAGGGGUGUAUCUGGACUUCACAAUCAGUGGAACAAGGGCGCAAGGCAGCGCGCCAUCAACGAGCACGGGCUGCAGGACGUCCUCACGAUCCGCCAUCCGUGGGGGGCGGAGGAGGACGGGAUGAUCUUGGACCUGUGUGUCAACCAAAACAACACGAGCUGGAAGCACAAGCACCAGGCGUACAACGACAGGGUUCGUGCUCGGAACGCCGCGAAGCCUCCGGAGGACAAGCUGCCCACUCGGACUCGACAGGCGUUGGAGGGCCGCUACCAGUCGCUGGCGCCUGAGGGUACUAAGAGACUGGUGGACGCCCAGGCUCGCUACAGGGCGGAACGCCGGGUGCGGGAGGCUGCCAAGCUUGCUGCGGCAGGCGAGGCGGCCCAGGGGACGCCGUGA
This is a messenger RNA of Pedinophyceae sp. YPF-701, 1425 nucleotides long. The record is from the annotation of a GenBank genome assembly. Lineage: Eukaryota; Viridiplantae; Chlorophyta; Pedinophyceae.